AUGGUCGUUGUUUCCUUCCCCAUAACGAUUCCGAAGGACAGUCCCUUCGGGUUGUAUAACAUUCCUUUUGGGAUUUUCAGUACCUCGCCAGAUGUUGGUCUCGGAUCGAAACCUCGAGCCGGGGCCGCUAUCGGCGAGUUCGUCCUCGAGCUUGCUGAAUUAGCAAAGCAUGGCAUAUUUGCUGCUGAGUCUGAGACUUUGAUGCCAUGGGAAGAUAUUUUUCUUGAGCCGGUUCUCAAUUCGUUCGCGGCCCUGCCGGCCGAGGAAAGGAGAUGGAUCCGAUCUACCAUUAUCCAGAACCUGUUCAACUCGAAGUCCUUGCUUUUCACGGACUCGGAUCUGAAUGAGAAGGCUUUUGUCCCGAUGGACCACGUCCAGAUGCAUCUGCCUAUGAUAAUCACGGACUACACGGAUUCCUUCUCAUCUCUCAUUCAUGCUCAGAACCUACCUUCGGCAUUCACUGAAUAUCCUAUGGGAUAUAAUGGUCGGAUUUCAUCCAUCAUGGUGUCAAGAACCGGCGUUCGCCGACCCUGUGGAUUUUACCUGAGCCCGGGGGAUAGCAGGCCCACCUUUCAGCCAUCCAAACAGCUAGAUUUCGAAAUAGAGCUUGGAGCUUUCAUUUCAAAACCCAUUGAUUUCGGCGGGACGGUAGACGCGAAGACAGCCGCGGAUCAUAUAUUUGGGUACGUCCUGCACAACGACUGGUCAGCUCGCGAUAUUCAAAAGUAUGAGAUGCCACCUCUCGGACCAUUGCACUCCAAAGGGUUCAUCACGACAAUCUCUCCGUGGGUGGUAACGGUGGAUGCGCUGAAAAGUAGCACAGCUGGGCCGCCGACAUCGAAUUCAACCAAAAUUCAUCCUGCGCUUGUUGCUGACGAGAAAGACCACGGCGUAUAUGAUAUUGAAUUUAAUGCCACCGUCAUCCGCGGUGGCGGCGACCCCGUGGAGAUAGUACGCUCGAAUUUUACCCAUUCUUACUGGAGCAUUCCACAAAUGAUAGCAUAUCAAUCAUCGGCCGGUCACGGCAUCCAUACCGGCGAUCUGGUGGCCAGUGGGACCAUUUCGUCACCUGCACCGGAGCUGAAAAAGGGCCUAGGCACAUACGGUUGUUUGUUGGAAGUUUUCGCCCAAAACCAUGUGCUCCCGGAGGUAGGUGGAAAACCGAUGUCCUGGCUCGAGGAUGGGGAUACUUUCACAAUUGAAGGCUGGUUCAGGACAGAAGAUGGCAGUAAAGGUGGUUUCGGCGGUGUGACGAAUCUCGUCCUAUCUGCCAAAUCUUCUUGGACAUAG
Messenger RNA from Rhinocladiella mackenziei CBS 650.93, 1290 nucleotides. Its product is annotated as fumarylacetoacetase. Bases 1 to 1290 code for a protein of 429 amino acids. The record is from RefSeq and is a predicted model, not a curated record. Gene Ontology annotation, molecular function: fumarylacetoacetase activity. Lineage: Eukaryota; Fungi; Ascomycota; Eurotiomycetes; Chaetothyriales; Herpotrichiellaceae. Gene Ontology annotation, biological process: homogentisate catabolic process; L-phenylalanine catabolic process; L-tyrosine catabolic process. The transcript has 5 exons.